Molecule: messenger RNA, 3255 nt
Organism: Dibothriocephalus latus
Lineage: Eukaryota; Metazoa; Platyhelminthes; Cestoda; Diphyllobothriidea; Diphyllobothriidae
Source: the annotation of a GenBank genome assembly
AUGACCCAGCCCUGGAAUCGAACUGUUAUUGAAGAUUUCAGUCUAAACGCCACCUACACUGAUGACAGUAUGCGUACCUACGGCCUAAGAAGCCGGCUCAACACCUCCGAAAAGAGGUACGCUGCAACCAUCACCUCCACACAAUCAUCUGAAGUCCACAUUGAUACCAAAUACGCCAUUGAGACUGGACAAAACUUCCUGACUGCCUUCAACUCAAGCAUCCAAGCAUUCAACAAAUCGGAGCGAUAUGCAGUCAAGACUAAACUAUUCUUCAGUACCACUGAGCGCACCGCUGGUCUUAUCUACAGCCUUGAAGAGACCUCAAGCGAUACCUCGCUGCUCCUGGCAAAGGCAACAAUCCAAACUCCCUACCGCUGGCAGUUGCCCCUGAACUGCUCUCUCUCAUUCGUGUUACCCCUGGCAUUCAAGUACUCACAGAUUGCCGGCAGCUCCGAGCUGUUUCUUUCACCAAAGAAGGUCUUCUUUGACAUAGCCGCGUGGAACCAGACCUUCGCGGCCUUAAAUCAAGGCCGUGGCUUUACCGCAGGACUCCGGUAUGACUUCGAGAAUCUUCGAGUUUUUGAAGCAGAUGGUCAUUUAAAGGUGUACCAGGACCCUACUGCGGAGAUGCCACACAGUCUCAGCUUCACUGCCCGACAACGGAAGGAUGAUGAUUUUCGCCUGUACGUAUUUCGGGCUAGGACAUCUGCGGGCAGUGAGGCCAAUGUACGAGUUCAACAGGAGGAGGACAAGGUUUUCCUCCUGUUUGCAAUGAAACCGGCUGUACAGAUGGAGACAUUUAAGGGGAUUUUCUACAAAUCAACCUCCAGAUACUCGCGAACCAGCAGCGAAUUUAUUCUGACGCAUACUGGCGAAUGGAACGCCAAUCGGGGCUUCGCUCCGGGAAUGCCUUUCCGCUACGGCCUCGAGUAUACUCAUGCGCCAAACUUUACGACAGGUCAGGUCUACGUUUACGCCGAUGACAGUCUUUUGGGCAAAUUGAUCCGCAUAGAGCUGGCUGAACUGAUGUACGAUUAUUCAUGCUAUAGACAGUGGAGUCAGUACCAGUUUAAUAGCGAGGGCAUGCUGAAUUGGAGACGACAUCUGGGGCGUGGUACUGUCGGCAGUCACGUCACACUGAACGGAAACAUCGAUACAGAUUUCCGCGAAGGCAACUUUGAAGUCGUCGUCGAGUUACCAGACCAGAACCAAUCACAUCUACGACUGCUCCUCGACUACGAGAAACGAGAAUCAAGGUUUUCUCUUGCCUUUAACACCUCCCUUGCUGGACGGCUCAUUUAUGCUCUGAAUACGUCCCUUCUCAAAGAUUAUGACAGAACGUUCGACUUUGUAGGACGUUUUUCAACGGUAACACAUUCCGCCCCCAUCAUUGAACUCCAAAUUCUGCGUGUGCCCGUCUGCAGAUAUCGCGACCCCUGGUCCUAUCGAUGUUCAGACCAUGGUAACAAACAGCUGAUAGGCAGUCUGAACUCCUCUCUGGCGCUUCUACCCAGUCUGACAUUGAGGUAUGACAAUACGGGCUCUUGUGGAAAAUUGACCGGGCAUCUCAGCUACCGAAAUAGGACUUAUGUUGAUACAUUUAUCAGGUCUGCAGACGAUCAAAAUAACUUAGAUGCCCACUUUCUGUCCUCUAAUACUAUCAUGCCAAUAAAAGCAAACAUUAAAUCCACCUACUCAUCCUACGAGGCUACGCGACGCCUUGACGGUAAUUUUGAAUUACCUAAGCAGAACAUUACAAUCGCCUUGUCUAAUUGUUCACUACAGAGGAAAUAUGCUCAAACGCGCUUCGGUGGUGAAGUCUUUCUCCAGACGGGAUUUGUAAAUUGGACAAAGGUUUAUUUCACUCAGUACGUCUUAUUUACACGAACAGAAGAGCGAACGGAAACAGGAAGAGAAAAACGAACAGGCGUGAGCGCUACCGCCCUGGGCCUGCGUGAGGGAUCACGUUUCUUUAGCUUGGAGCUUCAUGACACCUCUCUUCCGAACACCAGUCUGGCCGUAUUUACACAACUACCGAAGCACAUUUUCGGUCUCACAACGUCCGAGCUGUUCUUGGAGAAACAGACCAAUGACAAGGCAGCACAAGUCAACAUCUCCGGGCACUUCUAUUCACUACCCGUCUUACUGAAUAGCGAGUUUAAACUCAGUCUGGUGGAUUCUCUCUUUAUUUGGCCGCGUCCGCGCUUGAUGUCGUUAGUUCGACGGCCUCAAAAGCAGCUCUUCGACGCCUUCCUCAGCUGCACUACAUCGGAUGCCAAGAAUCAUACGGCAGACAUCUCUUGGCGCUUUGCUAGGCAUGCUAAACAACCGAACGGCAGUUAUGCCUUCAACACAUCAGCUCUCCUGAAGUCAGACUAUUUGCCACAAAAGGAGAUCACGUUUUCGUUGACUCAGCCCUUCGGCUGGUACCCAUCUCUACGCGGUAGCCUCAGGUCAGGUGUGAUGCACAACUUUACAUACAGUCUCAACUGUUCCUCCUUUUUCCUGCCCCCAGAGUGUUUCCUUCUGGUAGAAAAUCUGAGUCCCAGCCUGCGCAGCUUCGAGAAAGCUGAGCUUACUUUGAAAAGGCCCAAGGCUGACGGACCGAUUCACCUGAGACUCACUGUGGACGAAAAGCACAAGGCCGUUGUGCAGCUACUUUACACUUCCGAACCACAAACAACGACUCUACUGUGCGUGAAUUCUAGUCUCGAGGUUAAUGGUACGCUGGUGUUUGAUACGAGGACAACAUUGAAGCAAUCACACUGUGACAGGAACUAUUAUAUCCUGUUGAAAUCCUCGGAAAAAUGGAGGAGAUCCGCCGGUGAGCCGUCGGAGAUAAGUGUUUGGUUGCGUGUGAAUAAAACCGACAACGGAGCCAAGGCGAGUGCUGGACUCGAUUUGACAACCUCCACCAAUACGUCUGAAGCUAAAACAUUCGGAGGCUAUAUCAGCUGUUCAAAGUGGAGGAACAUAGCGUAUUUGUUGUGGCGCAUCGAUUCGCUGUCUAGUGGAUCUGUCGUGUUCUACCCAAGUUUCUAUAAGUUGGUCGUGGAUUCAAACCUAAACAACACCUUCUUUGGUUUCCCCGUGAACAUCAAAGGCAGCACCAACUUGCUGUACCUGUUGCACGCCAUAGAAACCCUGCAAUACCAGCCACCAGAAGGGGUUUACUUCUUAGAAGCUCAAAACAGCCGCAUAAGUGUGGGUCUGCAAACUGGGCCCACAGUUAACUUCACGCUCUUAUGUCGCCUC